Molecule: messenger RNA, 783 nt
Organism: Prunus armeniaca (apricot)
Lineage: Eukaryota; Viridiplantae; Streptophyta; Magnoliopsida; Rosales; Rosaceae
Source: the annotation of a GenBank genome assembly
AUGAAGGAAAUAUCUGAAGUGAAAGAUAUGAUGGAUGGGUUUCAUGCUUCCAACAAAUUUUUGAUCCACGGUUUGCGUGAAAUCGCCUCGCGACUUGUGGUAGAAGAGCAAACUCUUAGUCAUAAUCUUAAAUCUCACCCACAACAGGAAAACCAUCAAGUGACUACAAUACGGUCACUCAUUCUACCUACCUAUGUGGAGGAAAAUGAGGUUGGCCGACAAUAUGUAGAUGAAUUGGCCUUGGAAUUCAGUACUCUGACCCAUUUACCUUUUGAAAACCUCACAUUGGUUGAAGAAGAAGAAAGUCUUGGUAUGUUUGCAGUCCGGCCACCUGUUUCACCAACUUUCCUAGAGGAAAAGGAAGUUAGUCGGGAAUAUGUGGAUAAGAGAGAAGUGGACGAGUCAGCCUUAGAGUUGAAAACUCAAAUCGACUUUACUAUUGAAACUCUCACGUUGGUUGAGGAAGAAAAAUUCACCCAAGAGAAUGCGAUCCAACAAACGGUCAAGGUUGAACACCAAAAUAUGACCCAACUUGAUACAUCCAUUCUUGAGAUUAAGGACCCACAAGAUCAAAAAGAGAAAUGUCUUAACACAACCCAACCUGAAGCAGUGAUAAUAGACAUGGUUGUAGGGGACCAGUCAGAUGUGAUUAGACCACAAUUAGAAAUGGUCAAGUUUAUCAAACCCCAACAAAAGGCCAAGUCCGGCCAAUCAAGUGGACUUGGGGGGGCAAGAAAAUUCGGCCAGCAUAAGGAAAAAAUAGUUAUGGUUGUACCAAGGUGA